CCUUCCUAUCCGAUUCACGACCUUGCACCCUCCCCUUUCCUUCUUGCUGUUUGGUCUUCUUCACCCAACGACACCAUGAUUACCCACGCUUGACGCUCGUUUGUCGUAAUAGAGCAUUCUUAAUUGCAAAAGCGGCGACACAAGAGCCCCAUCCUGCCACGAGGUCAGCACGUUCUCCCCGCGUGCGCCGUGCAGCCCCGGUCUCAGCACCUCUCCCGCCACCGGGCCGUCGCCCAUCUCGACCUCUUGCGACCUUUCGCCGGUCCAGAACUCCGUACGGAGUAGAACUUCGACUACUCCUUUGUACUCUGCGACGACAUGGCUGCGGCCCUGAACAAGCGCCAGCAGGCGCGCAAUGAGCGCACGCUUCAGGAGUUGAUCAAGACGGUGCCGGGGAACAAUGUGUGUGCCGAUUGUGGUGCGCGGAAUCCAGGUUGGGCGAGUUGGAGUUUGGGCAUAUUCUUAUGUAUGCGGUGCGCGGCACUGCAUCGAAAGCUGGGGACACACAUAUCCAAAGUGAAAUCGCUGAGUAUGGACAAAUGGGAUAAUGCGCAAGUCGAUAAUAUGAGGCGCAUCGGCAACGUCGAGUCCAACAAAGCCUACAACCCACGAAACGUAAAACCCCAAAUCCCCAUUGAUAUCGACGAAGUGGACAGCGCCAUGGAGCGCUUCAUCCGGCAGAAAUACCAGGAGCGGGCGUUCCUGACGGAUUCGGGACCGGGUACCAGACAGAAUACGGGGAGUACGAGUUCGGUGGAGGAUAGGCCGCCGCCGUUACCGCCGAAACCGACACGGCGGUUUGGAUUCGGGUUGCAGAAGACGGCACCUUCGUCCAGAGAUACGACGCCCCCGAUUUCGCCGGGAAUAGGGGGCUUUGGACUGGAGUCGUCACCUCCGAGAGUGAAUAAGGCGUCCCGAGUGUUUGGGUCGAACGUGAAUACCUCGAGCGAUGGGAUGGAGUCCAAGCUAGCCACUCUUCGCGAUAUGGGUUUCCCCGAUGACAAGCGCAACGCCACGGUCCUCAAGGGCGUUAAUGGAAACGUAGAUCGAGCCGUGGAGACCUUGAUCAGACUCGGGGAGCAGAACCCGGGACGCUCAAGAGGAACGACGCCUACGCCCACACCACCCGCUAAACCGGAUCUGAACGGCUUGUCAUUCGAUAAUGUGCAAAAGACGUCUUCGGUAAACCCGUUCGAUGCUUUGGAUGCCGUGGCACCGCCUCCGCAGCUACACACGCAGAAUUUACAGUAUGGAGGAUAUGCCGCGCAAACGACCUCGCCUUCGAAUCCUUAUAAUCCAUUUCUACAGCAGCAGCAGCAGUCUCCGUCCCAGCAAUUAUACCCUCAGCAGCAACAGCAAACCUACCAAAACCCGUUCGGCCAACCACAAUCUCUAGAACAGUCAUUCCAAUCUCUAAACCUCUCGAAUCAACCCCAGCAGCAGCUACAACAACAACAACCCCUCUUUCCCAACCGCACCGGCGGCUACGCCUACCCUCAGCAUCCGCAAUCCCAAUCCACCUACCCCCUACCCACAUCCACAAACCCCUUCCAACAGCACUCCUUCACCCCGCCGCCCAUGCCGCAUCUACCGCCGCAGUACGCGAGUUUCCAACAACCGCUGCAGCCGCAACAACCGGGAAUUUCUUCUGCCUCGCCGAGUGGAUACAGCGUCGGUGGUGGCGGGCAAGGGACCCUGUCCCCCACGGCGACGGGAAGUUCGGGGAAUCCGUUUUUGAAGAGCGUGAGGAGUCAGAUAUUUGCUCCGAGUGCGGGAGUAGGAAUGGGAGGGGGAGGGUAUAAUCCGUUUGGGAGUGUGCAGGCGCAACCGCAGGCGCAGAGUCCGUUGGCGCAGGAGGUGGGGAAUCCGUUCGGUCAGGUCCAGGCUUUGCAGCAGCAGCAGCAGGGACAGAUGGCGAAUCCGUAUCUAGUUCAGACGCAGCCGCAGCAGCAGGCGCCGAACCCGUUCUUGAAUACGCAGCAACUGCAGGGACAGCAGCAGCAAUCUGGAUAUCAACAACACCAACAACCGCCUCAGCAGCUGGGAUACCAAUCACAGCAACCGCAGCAGAAUAUCAAAUCGUCCAUCUUAGCGCUGUACAACUAUCCGCAGCUCGCGCCUCAACGACCCCUCGAUCAGCAGCAGCAGCAACAGGGGCAAAACGGUACCGCAGCCCCGGGAGGAACGCCCAAUGCCGCAAACACGGCGUCGUCGUCGACAGCGGCAUCGGGUCCAUCAGGAACAACAGCAGCAGCGACAAAUAAUCCCUUCUCCGCCUCGAGCAUCCCCACCAACACCACAUCUACACCCAACAAUUCUUCCACAGCAACACCAUUACCACCAAGCGUUCCGCAGCGCCAAAUGGCAGCAGUGACCAGCACCAGCACCAACGGGUACGGCCAUGUUUCGCACGAGAGCGUGGAUUUCGCGGGGUUGAUGGGGGGCAGGCACAGCCCGGAUGCGUUUGCGGGGUUGAGUGCGAGUUUUAGGCGGUGA
This is a messenger RNA of Westerdykella ornata, 2496 nucleotides long. Its product is annotated as ArfGap-domain-containing protein. The transcript is spliced from 5 exons. Gene Ontology annotation, biological process: intra-Golgi vesicle-mediated transport; endoplasmic reticulum to Golgi vesicle-mediated transport; endocytosis. Gene Ontology annotation, cellular component: Golgi apparatus. NCBI's taxonomy places the organism in Eukaryota, Fungi, Ascomycota, Dothideomycetes, Pleosporales, Sporormiaceae. Gene Ontology annotation, molecular function: protein binding; GTPase activator activity. The record is from RefSeq and is a predicted model, not a curated record. Bases 319 to 2496 code for a protein of 725 amino acids.